CCCCCCAAACACAAACAAUUGAAGCGUCUUCUUUGCUUGUGUUGUGCCUGAAAUCCGAAAACAAUGGAGUGGCCAUGGCACAGCUUGUUCUCUGAUGAGGAAAUCGAAGAUGGUGAUUACUUCAACCAUCGCCACAACAACCCAGUGGACGAUGGAGAAUCUGUUCUUCUGCAACACUCUGCUUUCUACUCUGAGAUCCAAAGUGAGACAACCUUUGACGACCACACAGGAUUCCUCAACAACGUCAAGAGUAGCAAACUUUUGACAAAGAGCGACAUCUCCAACUCUAUUGCGUCCCAAAAUUCGAAGGAGAAAUCUGCCACCUCCCCACCGUCCUAUAUUCUGUCUUUCUGUGACUCCACCGUGGUAGCAGCUACCCGCGACGGAGCUUACGGCGGAAAGCACCCCAACCGUGAGCAAACACGCAGUGGGCGCGUGAGUUCCUUAAAAGGGGCCAAUCAAAUAAAAAUGAAGCCUAGAAAAUCUUCGGAGUCUCUGGAUCACAUCAUGGCAGAGAGAAAAAGGAGACAGGAACUGACCCAGAGAUUCAUAGCACUUUCAGCCAUUAUUCCUGGCUUGAAGAAGAUUGACAAGGCCUCAAUACUUAAGGAAACAGUCACUUAUGUGAAACAACUUCAAAAUCGAGUAAAAGAGUUGGAGGAACAAAGCUCCAAGAAGAUCGUAGAGUCAAUAUCGUUCAUCAAUAAAGCCAAUUUCUACAUUGAGGAAGGGACUGCCUCUGAUGAUUCCCACAAAUUCAAUGUAGCACUCCCUGAACUCGAAGCAAGAGUCUUGGAAAAGGAAGUACUCAUCCGAAUCCACUGCGAGAAAAACAAAGGCGUUUUGCUCAAAAUAUUGACCCAUAUUAAAAAUCUUGAUCUCUCCAUUGUAAGCACUAGUGUCUUACCAUUUGGGAACUUCGCCCAUGACGUUACCAUUAUUGCUCAGAUGGGUGAGAAAUACAACGUAACUGUGAAGGAUCUAGUGAAAAGCCUCGGAGUGGCUCUCUUGGAGUCCACCUGACAUACAACAGUGAUCCAUGCGAGAGUGUCAAAAACGAGUGCACUAGUUUUUUGUUUUUUAAGGAUUUGGAAGUUUUUGAUUGGCAUUACACUCUCUUACAUGAA
Gastrolobium bilobum is the source of this 1127-nucleotide messenger RNA. Its product is annotated as transcription factor bHLH18-like. Bases 64 to 1023 code for a protein of 319 amino acids. The record is from RefSeq and is a predicted model, not a curated record. The transcript is spliced from 4 exons. Gene Ontology annotation, molecular function: protein dimerization activity. Lineage: Eukaryota; Viridiplantae; Streptophyta; Magnoliopsida; Fabales; Fabaceae.